This is a messenger RNA of Ostreococcus lucimarinus CCE9901, 1254 nucleotides long. RefSeq lists its product with no specific name. Gene Ontology annotation, cellular component: ribonucleoprotein granule; mitochondrial matrix. Gene Ontology annotation, biological process: mitochondrial RNA processing; regulation of mitochondrial mRNA stability. The coding region runs from base 1 to 1254 and encodes 417 amino acids. The transcript is spliced from 2 exons. Gene Ontology annotation, molecular function: RNA binding. Lineage: Eukaryota; Viridiplantae; Chlorophyta; Mamiellophyceae; Mamiellales; Bathycoccaceae. The record is from RefSeq and is a predicted model, not a curated record.
AUGGUCGAGGGGGGGGUGCAGCAGUUGGAUAAGGUUGGGUUGGAGCACCGACGAUGGGCGUAUCACAAGAUGGCGCUGCCGAGCGAGUAUAGGAUGAAGGCGGCGCUGAGCAUUCGCCUGCUCGACAGGGCCAAGGAUUUGCAGGGCGACUUGAUGGACGCGAGCGACGUGGAGUUUAUAUUGACCAUGGUGGAGGAGCAAGAGGAGGUGUUCAACAAGGUGAACGCGUCGACGGCGUUACAUCGCGUGGCGAGGCUAACGACGCAGAGAUUGCCCGGGCAGUUGAGGCCGACGAUGGAACGCUCGACGCUCUUCGGCGACGAAAGGUUUCAGACGCUCAUGAGCAUGGUCGACCGCAUGGCGGGGGAGAUGUCGAUGCAAGGCGUGUCGAACGUCCUGUGGGCGCUCGCUCGAUUGGAUUAUCCCACCGAUGAAGCGUUGCUCGAAGCGCUCGCCGCGCGCGCGGGCUCGCAAGCCGCGAGCGCGGAGCCGAAGAAUUUGAGCACCACGCUUUGGGCGCUCGCCGUGCUCGGGCACAAGCCGAGAAGCAAGCUGUUGAAAUCAAUCUCUGAGCGCGCGCUCGCCGUCGCACACGAUUUUCGGUCGCCGGACGUGGUGAACAUGCUGUGGGCUUACGCGCGGUGGGUGCGAUACCUUCCGCCCAGCGAUCGCCCGACGCCCGUGGUGCAGGCGAUGCUGGACCAGGCGGUGAGCACGAUGCAGAGCUACACGCCGUAUCAACUCGCCAACUUAUCCUGGUCGCUGGCAAUGCUGGACUGCCCGCCCGCACCGAGAGUUCUGGAGUACGUCUUGCAGACCGUGGCAUCGGAGCCGAGUAAACUCGAUGGCACCGCGCUGACGCACGUCUUGUGGGCGUACGGCGUCAUGGGUUCGCCGCACAACGGCGCCUCGAGCGAUUUCAGCAAGCUUCUUCGCGAGUCUGGACGUCGCGCGGGCGCGAGUCAGGUCGGACGAACCGGUGCUGCGGGCGUUCUUUGGGCGUGUGGGCGACUCGGGGUCGAGCCAGACGCCAAAGAUACCGCGUUCCUCGUCGAUCGCAUUUACUCGCAAAAGGGCUCGCAGAAAACUGUCGAUCCGCAGGCGCUCGUGCACUCGGUGUGGGGCGUCUCUACUUUUGAGAACUAUUCAUUCGAUGAAAAAACCAAGAAGGAGGUGAUUCGUAAUCUGAGCGAGCUCGUUCGGUACACGCGAACGCGCUUCGAGAUUCGGCCGAGGACGCAGGAAUCAGUCUAG